GUAUCAUUUAUAUUCAUAGUCUGGCAGGAUGAAAAACUCUGUAUCAUAAUGGAUCAUACUUUCUCUGGUUUAAAUGCAGGAAUUCUGGCUAGCAAGGCAAAAGUCAAAUAUGAUGAUAUGCAUCUAUUUGAUGAGGCUCUAUACAAUGCUAAAAUACAAUAUCUCCAUGCUGAUUUCACUCUAUAUAAAAGCAAUGUCACUAAGGCUUUUUGA
This is a messenger RNA of Guyanagaster necrorhizus, 213 nucleotides long. RefSeq lists its product as uncharacterized. The record is from RefSeq and is a predicted model, not a curated record. The annotation marks the transcript as partial. Lineage: Eukaryota; Fungi; Basidiomycota; Agaricomycetes; Agaricales; Physalacriaceae. The transcript has a single exon.